This is a messenger RNA of Trichechus manatus latirostris (Florida manatee), 8884 nucleotides long. It is a transcript of the gene CLINT1, whose product is annotated as clathrin interactor 1. The record is from RefSeq and is a predicted model, not a curated record. NCBI's taxonomy places the organism in Eukaryota, Metazoa, Chordata, Mammalia, Sirenia, Trichechidae. Gene Ontology annotation, cellular component: plasma membrane; clathrin vesicle coat; endosome. Gene Ontology annotation, biological process: endocytosis. Gene Ontology annotation, molecular function: clathrin binding; phospholipid binding. The coding region runs from base 4981 to 6933 and encodes 650 amino acids. The transcript has 11 exons.
UUGAAAACCUUGUGGAGCAGUUCUACUGUGCACAUAUGGGGUCGCCAUGAGUUGGAAUCAACUCAGGAACAACUAACAACAGUACACACAUAGAUAGACACACACACACACAUAUAUUUUUAGUUUGCUGUACUUACUAUUAGCCUGAUAAAACAAGACACUGGAAAUACAAAUGAUACUUACGUGAUCUACUGUGAUGUUUAUUUGCCUAUAAAUCGUUAAAAUGUAGCUAAUGAUGACAUAGUACCUCAUUUAUAUUUUUAAUGGCAUUUAAUGUUUUUCUCUUGGUUUCAAUGUAAUGUUCAUGACAAAAUUGGAAAAUACAGAAAAGUUUAAAGAAGAAAUACCAUUAUUUAAAACCAUUACUUUAAAUCUUUACUUUGUCUCUUGCUGCCUCUGACUGUUUCUGAGUGUAUGUAUGCAUGCAUAGAAAACUCAUGUUAGAAGGUCUAAAAUAAAAUGCUGGUAAAUAUUUUACUGAUCUUGGAGUGAGUGAAGUCUUCAUAAUAAACUUGAAAUGAAAAGAAACCAUAUAAAAACACAAACAUUUUACUCAGUUUAAAAAAAGAAAAAGAUGCAAAGUACUCACUAUAUCAGUCUGUUUCAGUUCCCUUAUUUCUUUGUUAGCAUUUAGGACUGGAUUAUGCUUGUACUUUCGGUGUAUAGUUUUGUUUUAGAAAAGCAUAUUCUUGAGUUUUUGACAGGAAAAAAUGCUUGUAUUCAGGACUGUAUAAGUUUUUUUUUUUCCCCGUCAGUCAUUGUACUGGUAGUUCUUAUUACAGAAUAGAAGAAGCAUUGACCAUCUAUAAGUAAAAGCUCCAUUUUAGCUUUUACUUUCAUCCAGUUCUGUCUAAAACAACCCAAUCUCUUAUGAAGUCAAAUAACUUGAUAUUUCACCAGUAGUGAGUGAGGAAAUAAAGCAAAAAAAAAAAAAACGAAACGAAGAGGAGUUCCACAAUGGACGUUAAUAAUUACGAAUUGCAUAUUUGACCCUUGACUAACUGAACAUUGGCUACAUUCACAGAGCCAUAAAAGCAUGUGUGCAGAAUAUGAGGUUAGUAACUUUCAGCAGUUGACAUUAAAGAUCAGUGAGUGAGUACUGUUGGGUUGUACUCUCAUUGGGGAAUCUCUUAAUCUUGUCUUACCUAUUGCUGGAAUGUGAGGAGCCAGUGUGAAAAUGUGUAAAAGUACUGUGGAAGCAGUAGAACAGUUUUCAGAUACAAGUAAUGAUUUCUUUUGUAGAUUCUGUGUUUUUAGAAAGCUGUGGCUCAAAAUUGCUUUAAAGAAAAAUCUUUAAAUUGUGAGCAAUUUAUUUUCUUUACUCUUUGGUCAUUUCCUUCCUUUCUUUUUUGUUUAACAUUAGAGUUUAUUGGUAUUUUCAUUUGUACUGCUAAACUACCCAGUGCUUUAGUGGUUACUGUUAUAUUUAAGCAGUAUGGUCUUAAAUCAUUACCAAUCUUUAUUAGGGCAGAGAAGCUUACUCUUCUGGUCACCCAAUUUUAAGAACGACAGUUUUGUCCUAAGCAAAGAGAAAGUUAAACAUAUUGAGUAAACCUAGAACACAUUCAGAGAGCUUUCUGGUGACUGUUAGGUUGUUUUCAAAAUUAUAGAUAAUUUUCAAUGUUAGUAAUAAAAUGUCAAAAACCUCCAAAAAUUGUUCUUUUACUUUUUUCCUCCCUUAUUACAUUUUACUGUCUGUAUAUAUAUAUAUAUAUAUUAGAUGCAGGCAAAAACUUGGAGACUGAAGGUAGUCGUUGGUGGUGAUUAACAGAAAUAUUAAUAAUCAUUAAAAAUUUUUGCAAGUCCAGAGGUUUUUAUAUAUAUAUAUCACUGCCAAGCUGGUUUAAAAUAGUAUUCAGAAAAAAAUUUCAGUGUUAUCAGAGUUUUCUUGGUUGCCUUCUUAAGUAUUAUAAUUACAUGAAACAAAACAUAAGUAGAAAAACAUACAUCAGCCAAAGACUUUCAGUGUUUAACGUAAGGUCCUAGUAGUGAUUACCCUGUCUUUUUUUUAAAAAACUGAGUGCAAAGAGAUAAUUUAAAACAUUUUCAAGUCAGGAACUUCAGUUUAGAAUUGAUGAAAGUUCAAAAGUCACUUGUUCGUCUACUCGUAUUAGUCUAAAUGGUAUGAAACUACUUGUUUUCCUGUCAUUUUGUUUGCAGAACAGAUCCUCGACCUUUGUCUGGAUUUUGUGUCUUUUUUAAAAACUGAUGAGAGAGCCCCCUCUGGUGUCUGAAAUACCCUAUCUUAAAACAAUUAUGUCAAUCACAGGAAGUUUUGGGAAUUAAACUAGCUGUUUCUUCCUUUCACAUCUGAGCUUUUUUCUUUUUGUUUGUUUUCCUUUUUUAAAAGGUCACUGGAAUUGUGGGUGGGACAUGGAAUGAGGGUAAUAGAAAACAUGGGAAAGGAAGAACCAAAAUGCCAUUUUUACCUUUUUAGAAAUAGCUGUUUCUAAAUGACCUGGAAUAAAGCCAAACUAUACAGUGUUUUUUUAUUUUGUUUUUAGUUUUAGUUUACAUUUGUUUCUGAAUUAAGUGCAGCUAAAAAAUACUUUGUUUUGGAAUUUUUUAUGCCCUCAGGUUUCAUCUUGAGAGAGUUCUUUGAAUUUUCCUAUAGUAGCACUUUCACUGGAAAAUGCCUUUAAAAUAGAGCCUGAUUGUCUUCUUGGAAGUGAUCUGUUAAUUUUUGUUGUUACAGUUGCCAUAUCCUUCUGUGGAUAUAUUUAUAACUGUAUCAUGUGUACUAAUGCUAAAUUAUCAUUUUACCUAGUUCCCAUUGUUUUUCAACAACAACAAAAAGAUUUCUUAAAUUAUUGGCUCUCUGCCGUCUCUCUAUAAAUGUACAGCACUCAAACACAGGCCUUCAACUAAGAAUCUUGUGAAGGGUUAUAGAAACAGGACCUUUCUCAUUUGACUCAUGGGCCUUUGUAGCUUGAACAAGGAAAGUAGUGUUCUGAAAACUACAGCAUUUAUGAAGGCUCUAGUAAAAAUAUUUCAUGUACAUGGACUGGAGAUUAACUCCUUUCAUCGUGUUCUCCCAAAUUAAACAAUGCAAACAGAUUUCAAGUGCAUUCUCUGUAAUGAAAUGCUUGGGUGAAUUAUAAUUCUAAUUGCUAUUGUUCAUUCCCACAGCUGCAUUUUGACACUUUCAGCUGCUUAAGCCACACAUUCUUCAGCCACUAGAAUAAACAAAAGCAUUCUGAAAUCCAUCAUUUUGUGGCAUCUUAAAUUGCAAAUCUGUCAUUGGCCGCCUUGAUUUUAUUUUGGUUCCGUUGUUGACAAAGUUAGGAAAAAAAUGUUACUUUUUCCCCCUAUAUUUAUACACAAAUUAUUGUCAAUAGAAUCUUUACUGGAUUUUAUGAAAAUUCAUUCAUUUAUUGUUUUACAGUUUGAAGGAGGCAGUGGAGACUUUGGGUGUAUUUUAGUCCCAGGGAAAUAAUUUAUAUUUAUUAAACUAGUUGAUAUUUUUAGGAGGCAGCUUUCUCCAAUAUUUGAAAUACCGUAAUAAGAUUUCACUUUUCUUUAGUAGAACAGUGUUCUGAGUAUAAAUCUAGAAGGCAGAUCUAUUCAGAAAUUUGGCAAGUCACAUCUGUGUACACAAUGGUUCUUUUAAAACUUAAACCCAAAUUGUUAUUAGUGUCUUCCUUAAAGGUAAAGAAAUCGAAGCAUUUGUAAUACAUUUGGAAUUUAUAUCUCUUUAUAUUUUAGAAAGAAAUUUGAGUGCCAGUUUCAACCAAACCUUCUUAUUAAAAAAAAUACAUAUUUUUUUGAUAGCCAAAAAACCAUUUGACAAAAGUAGAAGGUGUAUGUAAGUAGUAGUUACCAAAUUCUAAUUUUUCACUAUUUCUAAUGCAUAAGCGGAAGAUCUGAAUUAGCAUAUUCACAGACAUGUGUUAUAACAAUUGUUCAAUAAUAAUUAGAGCUUUAGAUAUCAAAUAAAUGCUACUAUAAUGUCACAUUUUCCCUAUAUUUCUUUAUUCUUUCUCAGAAUGACUUUGAAUUCUUAAAUUCAUAUAAGCAUGAGGAAUUGUUUUAACAAGCAAACUCUUUGCCAUUUUUUUUUUAACAACCAAACUCUGCCAUUUCAUGUCUUAAUUUUAAGGUAUUCUUUCAAAGUUAAUGAUUUCUUAUAAAAUAUUGUUUAAUCUUUUUAAAUUCUAAUAGGUGAUUAUUAAUCUUUAAUAAUAAUAAUAGCUAACACUUAAUGAGCACUUUCUAUAUGUCAGGCACUGUGCUAAUAGGUACCAUUUGAUAUGCUAUAAAAACAUUUUAAGGUAGAUAAUCUUAUUUAUUCCCGUUUUAUGUUUGAAGAAACUGAGAUUAAGAAAUUAAAAUAAUUUUGCCAGAAGUCACAGAGUAAGUGAUUGGAGUCAGGUCUUUCUGACUCCUGGAGCCCAUGUUCAUUACCACUGUUGGAAUCUUAAGGGAAUGUUAAAUACACAAUGAUACUGUCUCUUGGUGGAAUAUUAUAUAGCCAAUAAAGUGAGGGUUACUGUGGCUAUGUAAUGACUUGGGAAAAUGCAUGUGAUACAAUCAGUGGGAAAAAAAAAAGACUGGGAGAUUACACUUAAAUGUUCAUCUUUAGAGAAUUUUAUCUUUGAUUUGUCAUUGCUUUCUUUUUAAUGUGAUAAUAAUGUUUGGCUGUUAUCCAAAUUUUGCUGAUUAAUGUAUAGAAUUUCUGUAAGCCUGCAUGUAAACCAGGUCUGGUCAGGAAACUGACAACUUAGUUUUAUAAUAGACUCUACCAGUUCACUUUCCUUUUCAAUUUGACCCAAAGCCAUUUUUUUUACUGGACCUUUGCCAGCUCUAAUGUAAUCUCUCAUCUGUAUUCUUGAAGGCUAAUGGAAUAGUAAAAUCUUCUGAAAGAUAACUUAAAUGUGUUACAUAGUAUCCUCAGGGUAGCUUUUGCACAAAAGAUGUUUUCUUUCCCACCCUGUAAAGGUUUCUCAUUAGGACACCCAGUAGUUUCAUUAUUAAGUUUUCAUGUGUUUCUCAGUUUUGAUGCUAAUCUUUAUGUGUAUGUACGUGCAUUUUUUUCUCUGCAGCACCAAUGUGGUUAUGAAUUAUUCAGAGAUUGAGUCUAAGGUUCGAGAAGCAACGAAUGAUGAUCCUUGGGGACCUUCUGGGCAACUCAUGGGAGAGAUUGCCAAGGCUACAUUUAUGUAUGAACAGUUUCCGGAGCUUAUGAACAUGCUUUGGUCACGAAUGUUAAAAGACAACAAAAAGAAUUGGAGAAGAGUUUAUAAGUCGCUACUGCUCCUAGCUUACCUCAUAAGGAAUGGAUCAGAGCGUGUUGUUACAAGUGCCAGAGAACACAUUUAUGAUUUGCGAUCCCUGGAAAAUUACCACUUUGUAGAUGAGCAUGGCAAGGAUCAGGGUAUAAAUAUUCGCCAGAAGGUAAAAGAAUUGGUUGAAUUUGCCCAGGAUGAUGACAGACUUCGUGAAGAGCGAAAAAAAGCAAAGAAGAACAAAGACAAGUAUGUUGGGGUUUCCUCAGACAGUGUUGGAGGAUUCAGAUACAGUGAAAGAUAUGAUCCUGAGCCCAAAUCAAAAUGGGAUGAGGAGUGGGAUAAAAACAAGAGUGCUUUUCCAUUCAGUGAUAAAUUAGGUGAACUGAGUGAUAAAAUUGGAAGCACAAUUGAUGACACCAUCAGCAAGUUCCGGAGGAAAGAUAGAGAAGACUCUCCAGAAAGGUGCAGCGACAGUGAUGAGGAAAAGAAAGCAAGAAGAGGCAGAUCUCCCAAAGGUGAAUUCAAAGAUGAAGAGGAGACUGUGACAACAAAGCAUAUCCAUAUCACACAGGCCACAGAGACCACCACAACGAGACACAAGCGCACAGCAAAUCCUUCCAAAACCAUUGAUCUGGGAGCAGCAGCACAUUACACAGGGGACAAAGCAAGUCCAGAUCAGAAUGCUUCAACCCAUACACCGCAGUCUUCAGUUAAGACUUCAGUGCCUAGCGGCAAGUCAUCUGGUGACCUUGUUGAUCUGUUUGAUGGUGCCAGCCAAUCAACAGGAGGAUCAGCUGAUUUAUUCGGAGGAUUUGCUGACUUUGGCUCAGCUGCUGCAUCCGGCAGUUUGCCUGCCCAAGGAACAGCAGCAAGUGGGAAUGGAGACUUUGGUGACUGGAGUGCCUUUAACCAAGCCCCAUCAGGCCCUGCUGCUUCCAGUGGUGAGCUCUUCAGCAGUGCCUCCCAGCCAGCUGUAGAACUCUUCAGUGGCUCACAGCCAGCUUUAGGCCCCCCUUCCGCUGCCUCAAAUUCUUCAGACCUGUUUGAUCUUAUGGGCUCGUCCCAGGCAACCAUGACGUCUUCCCAGAGUAUGAAUUUCUCUAUGAUGAGCACUAAUACUGUAGGGCUUGGUUUGCCCAUGUCAAGAUCACAGCCUUUGCAAAAUGUUAGCACAGUGCUGCAGAAGCCUAAUCCUCUCUAUAAUCAGAAUACAGAUAUGGUCCAGAAAUCAGUCAGCAAAACCCUGCCCUCCACGUGGUCUGACCCCAGUGUAAACAUCAGCCUAGACAACUUACUACCUGGUAUGCAGCCUUCCAAACCCCAGCAGCCAUCGCUCAAUACAAUGAUUCAACAACAGAAUAUGCAACAGCCUAUGAAUGUGAUGACCCAAAGUUUUGGAGCUGUGAACCUCAGUUCUCAAUCGAACAUGCUUCCUGUCCGGCCCCAAACUAACCCUUUGAUGGGGGGACCCAUGCCUGUGAGCAUGCCCAAUGUGAUGACUGGCACCAUGGGAAUGGCCCCUCUUGGAAAUACUCCAGUGAUGAACCAGAGCAUGAUGGGCAUGAACAUGAACAUAGGGAUGUCAUCUCCUGGGAUGGGCCUGUCCGGCACGAUGGGAAUGGGCAUGCCCAACAUAGCCAUGACUUCUGGAACUGUGCAACCCAAGCAGGAUGCCUUUGCAAAUUUCACCAACUUUAACAAAUAAGAGAUUGUAAAGAAGCAGAUUGAAUGAAGAAUUUUUAGCUGUGCAGAUAGGUGAUGUUUGGAUGAAAAAUGCAAAUCAACUCCCCUUUCUUUUAUCAAUUAAUUAAACCUAUAUAAAGAACCAAAAAAACUGUUUUAUAAAUGUGAAGUAUCUAGUAUUUCAGAUGGACCGUCCAGGGCACUUCAGGUGAGGCAGGCAGAAUCUUUUUUCCCCCGUGAGAAUAGACCACAGGUGGUGUAGUGAGACCACGGAAAGCCUUUACAAAUUGAAGAGCCUGUUUUAACAGCAUAAUUUGUGGGAAGAUUGGAAUAGGACUGAAUAAAUGUGUUUGAAUCUCUAAUUUUGUACUUUUCUUUUCCUGAGGAACUUGAUUUUUCUGUCCCUGAAUCCCCUGUCAUAAUUGGAUCUGUUCCUUUUAUUACCACUCUUGAGUCCGUAUAUGAAAUCAUUAAAGUUGGAUGAUCAGUUUUUUAUAAAAAUAUAUAUUUUUGUCCAAAAAAGGCAUACAUAUGUGAUUAUGGCUAAAUCAAAGGUAACUGGAAUGUAUAUACUUUUGCUAAUGUUCCAGCAACACUGCUAUUAUACUACCCAAAUUUUUAUUGUAAUAAAAUCUUCUUUAAGCAAUUGGUGAUAGCUAUGGGACUUUCCCCACAUCUUCUGCUAUAAUUAUCCUCUGCAGAACUAGGAAGAAUAUUUUCUUCAGGACUGCUGUAUGGUUUCCUUUAAAAAAAAAAAAAAAAAAACAAAAAACCUCCAGUAUUUUUGUUUGUGUUUAGCAGUCAUUAUUUACAAUUUGUAGUGGUUAACUUGGCAAGGCUUCCUUCCAUGUUUAUCCAUGUAGCCAUCGUUAAACAGUCAGCAACAGUCACAGAAGAAAAAUAUUUAUUUUUAUUUUUCAAGUAUCUUUUCAAAAAAAAAUUGAAAAGAGCAAAAUCCAUUAAAAACUUAAGUUAAAUAUAAAUGUUAGAACUCAACAACAUUGGUUUUUAAAUUUUAUACAGUAUUUUGUUUUGGUUUUGAGUGUAUAUACUAUGGCAUUAGCAAGCUAUGGUUCCAAUAGAGAGGAGUUAAAUAUGUAUUACUAAAGGAGACCUGUAGCAGUCAAAGAUUUUAUUGAUUUAAUUAAAAAUAAAGGAAAUUAAUUUUUUUUUCCUGCUGUAAUUCUGCAUUAUGCUCAUAUGAAAAUCAUGAUUCUAGAGUUUGGAAUGCAAAAUUAAUUGUUUCACCCUUAAGCUGGGAAUAUUUUUUAAAAUAAACACUAUAAUAUAGGUAUCAAAUUAUUACUUCCCUGCUUUAUGUUGAAAAUUUUUUUAUUAAAUUGAUAAAACUUUGUUUUCAUGUAUUCAUAAUGUUCUGUUAUUCAUAACAUUAAAAUGUUCAUUAAAAUCAAUGUUGAACUGCUUUUUCUUUCAUUCUGUUAGAUGUUUGAGACCGUUUGGGGAAAAAAUAAUUAUAAUUUGGGCAAAGUAAUUUCUAUAAAUAAUUUAAAAUAAUUUAAUGACUUCUCUAUUCUUUCCUAUCCCACUCUACUGUUAGAAAUUAAAAAUGAAGCAGUAAAGACACCCUGACCUGCUCCGUUCUUGCUAAUUUUCCAUCUACAACAUUUCUAAUUAGGCAGAAAUUCAUGUACUUCAGCUAAGUGGUAAUGAAAAGUGAUUCAUUUGCUGAAUAAGAGAUGAGAGAGUGUAAUUAGCUGACUACGGUUUUUAAUCUUCCAACAAUUCAGUGUGUUUAAAUUAGUCUCAAAGAAUAGGAGCUUUCGGGUGUUGUUACUUCACAGCAAUCAGGCCAAGCUCUGGUGGCAGCAGAGAACAUCUUCACUGGUAUUUGAAACCCAUAAUUUCAAAUGAGUUUUGUUUUUGUUUUUUUCUUUAAAUUGGAAGGUAUAUCUUCACCUUUUCAACUCUAUAUGGUUGUUAGAGGGGGUGAAUAUUUUUUGUUUCUGAACCUU